GCUCACGCGCCGUACGGAAGUGUGCUCUGGCGCACCGGAAGCCGUUGGAAGAGAGCGAUGGCGGGUUUGACUGUGAGAGACCCUGCGGUGGAUCGUUCUCUACGUUCGGUGUUUGUGGGGAACAUUCCAUAUGAGGCUACUGAAGAGCAAUUAAAGGACAUCUUUUCUGAGGUUGGACCUGUUGUUAGUUUCAGGUUGGUAUAUGAUAGGGAGACAGGAAAGCCAAAAGGUUAUGGCUUCUGUGAAUACCAAGACCAGGAGACAGCACUUAGUGCCAUGCGAAACCUAAAUGGGCGCGAAUUCAGUGGGAGAGCACUUCGAGUGGACAAUGCUGCCAGCGAAAAGAACAAAGAAGAGCUGAAGAGCCUUGGCACUGGUGCCCCUGUCAUUGAGUCACCUUAUGGAGAGACCAUCAGUCCUGAGGAUGCCCCUGAGUCCAUUAGCAAAGCAGUUGCCAGUCUUCCACCAGAGCAGAUGUUUGAGCUGAUGAAACAAAUGAAGCUCUGUGUCCAGAAUAGUCCUCAGGAAGCACGGAACAUGUUGCUUCAGAACCCUCAACUGGCUUAUGCUUUGCUACAAGCCCAGGUAGUGAUGAGAAUUGUGGAUCCAGAAAUUGCCUUGAAAAUUCUGCAUCGCCAGACAAAUAUCCCAACACUGAUUGCAGGCAACCCUCAGACAGUCCACAGCGCCGGACCUGGCUCAGGAUCCAAUGUGUCGAUGAACCAGCAGAAUCCUCAGGCCCCUCAGGCCCAGUCUUUGAGUGGAAUGCAUGUCAAUGGCGCACCUCCUCUGAUGCAAGCUUCUCUACAGGCUGGAGUUGCAGCACCAGGGCAGAUACCAGCCACUGUAACAGGACCUGGGCCUGGUUCCUUAGCUCCUGGAGCAUAUAUUGUUCCUUUGAGGAAAACAGAAUUAUUGCUACGUGGGAAGGACCAGACAAGGACUUAUGGAGGAAUGCAGGCCCAGGUUGGAAUGCCAGGAAGUGGACCAGUGUCCAUGGAGCGGGGACAAGGAACCCUACAGCACUCGCCCGUGGGACCCACCGGGCCUGCAUCAAUUGAGCGAGUCCAAGUGCCGAUGCAAGACCCCAGAGCAGCUAUGCAGCGUGGGCCCUUGCCUGCCAACGUCCCAACUCCUCGAGGUCUGUUGGGAGAUGCUCCAAAUGACCCACGCGGAGGCACUUUACUUUCUGUAACUGGAGAGGUAGAGCCUAGAGGUUACCUGGGACCACCUCAUCAGGGUCCGCCCAUGCACCAUGUCCCUGGCCAUGACAGCCGUGGCCCACCCCCACAUGAGAUGCGAGGAGGGCCGUUAGCUGAGCCCAGACCUCUAAUGGCAGAGCCAAGAGGACCCAUGCUAGAUCAGAGGGGUCCACCAUUGGAUGGCAGAGGUGGAAGAGAUCCCCGAGGCAUAGAUGCACGAGGGAUGGAGGCACGAGCCAUGGAGGCAAGAGGAUUAGAUGCUAGAGGAUUGGAAGCCCGUGCGAUGGAGGCCCGUGCAAUGGAGGCUCGUGCAAUGGAGGCCCGUGCAAUGGAGGCCCGUGCAAUGGAAGUCAGAGGAAUGGAGGCCAGAAGCAUGGAUACAAGGGGCCCAGUCCCAGGCCCUAGAGGCCCUAUACCUAGUGGAAUCCAGGGUCCCAGUCCAAUUAACAUGGGGACAGUUGGCCCCCAGGGAUCCAGACAGGUCCCAGUCAUGCAGGGAGCGGGCAUGCAAGGAGCGAGCAUUCAGGGUGGAGGCCAGCCUGGUGGCUUUAGUCCUGGCCAGAACCAAGUCACUCCGCAGGACCAUGAGAAGGCUGCUUUGAUCAUGCAGGUUCUUCAACUAACUGCAGACCAGAUCGCCAUGCUGCCUCCUGAGCAGAGGCAGAGUAUCCUGAUCUUAAAGGAACAAAUACAGAAAUCUACUGGAGCGCCUUAAAAGGUUUUCAAAACUACCUGGCAACAAAUCUGGAAAUUAAUUCCAUAACUUUGUUGAAAUGUUGCAAAAAGAAGAAUUCUGCAUCCUAACCCUUGAAUGACUCAAAUUGGUGCCAGGUGGAGGACUCCCAUCACCUUCUCUCAGAACAAAAUCAGUUCAUUCUGUUGACUUAGUUUGUAUGUUUUCUGUGACUUGAAAUAAACUUUGAACACAAUUUUAGUAUACUGCAAAUUGAUAUACAUGACCUUUUUGCUUUUAAAAGGCUGAACACCAAGGGUGAAACCUUACAUGUGUUUUCUACCCUUACUGCAGUAUUGUACUUUAAUAUUAUGUUGCCAUAGCUCUGUUUUUCCUUUUAAGUUAACCAUUUAUUCUUCUUGAUGAUAUUUGAGAAUUUCUCAGAAACAGUGUUUUCUGGAACUUAGUUCUGCUUAGUUUGCUUCCAACAGGAAUAAUAUUUGCCCUUUGAGAGCUUGCUAGAACUUCUGAGUCUACUGGGAGACAAUAGCAUGUGCUUAGAGCUGUAAAAUGGUCAGAAGGCCAACAAUGCAAAGAGCCUACCUAGGAGAGCAGUGUAUUUAGUUUAGAAAAAUCCAAAUAUCAAAAUGUAUUUUUUGGUCAGUACCAAGUCUAUUCACAUGCAUAGUUCAGAGUUAAGACAAAGAUGAUGUAUGAUCACUGGUUUGAGUGUGUCAACAACACAAGAGACUGUUGACAUUUUCUUGUCUGUUUUAAAACUCUUAAGUCUGGGUAGUCAACCUUAAAAGUUAAGAAAGCCACUAAUUUUUCACAUGUUCAAGGUGAAAUAAACACUGAACAGAAAUCAAACAAACAAAAUACAUUUCAUCCUGCCUUCUAAAUAAUUACUAACCUACAGCCCUACCCAGUGACCAAAUUUAUUCUGGGAAACUAAAACAUAGAAACUCUAAAACUUUUACAUUUUUCUCAUUUAUUUUAAGAGGACCAAAUGUAGAGCAUAAGCUGUGAGAUUGCCCUUUAGGCCUGCCCCUGCCUGCUUCCUUUCAAACAGGUGUGAACAUAAUCAGUGCCACUGGCUCUAACCUAUUGCUCUUCCAGCCUAGUAUUCUCUCUCAUAGUGGCAUUAAGGAGAAACAUGAUUUCUCUCCAUCAGGCCAACCUCAAGAGGUUAAGAGGUGCCUUAAUAAUUAGUAAAGUUCCACUGGAACUACUCCUGAGCCUAUUUAUGUUCACAGAGUCCUAGCCUCUGGGUUAGGAUUAUGGUCAAGUGAAUUAAAAGCCUGCCAUAGGCUUAGAGAAUGUAAUAGCAUAUUGCUUACCUGUGAAGCAAAAGAAUGCAAAGAUAAUCAACUUUAUGAGAGACAUUAAAAUUGAGGGAUUUUCUACUCUGAUAUGUAAACAUUUACUGCAACAAAAAUUUGCUGAAUAAGAUACUUGAUAUUACAACCUAGGAAGAAAAACUUGCUCAAAACAGCUGAGGAGCUUUCUAGGUAUCUUGCUCAUCCCCAGUUCAGGCUUAGAUGUUGAUUAUGUGUAGGAUUUAUUAUCAUUACCUUUUCUGCCUACUUCCAUGAACAUUCUAGGCCUUGAUAUGUUGAUUUUAGCAGCAGUCAUAUCUUGAAGUGUCAAUAUAUUUAGACAUUAAGACCAAGAGUACAGCCUUUCUCCUUAGGAACUCAUUAUAAGUUUCAAGAACACUAAGAUUCCAAAUCAAACUCACUGAAGAUCAAAUUAUAAUUUGGUCAACAGUUGUCUAGUAGGAACCAUAUCAUCAAGGUUCCAUUGUGCAUGUUCCUAAAGCCUUAUUAAAUUUAAAUUAGCUGAAAUCCGGGAAAUUGGUAACAGCAGGGGUAUCCCAAUCUAUUCCCAUGGAAACAUCCAUUAGUAUUUUUUCCUGAUGUCCAGUUAAUAAAUGAAACACAAUUAGCUACCAUGAGUUCAUGACCUACCUUUAUUUUGUUCAAACUAGUGACUGAAAAGAUUGGUUUUACUAAUCUUUCAAGUCAUGUAGGUUUCUGGAUAAUUAGAAACAAUCAUUUAUUCAUUUUUGCUCACUUAAUGGUAGAGAAAUAGGUGCUAUAAUGUUGAUUCAGUAAAAACAUUCUUGUAAAUCCAGUGAUUUGAAUUGUCUUUGGGCACAAAGAAAUGUGGAUUAUUUUUCCUCUUUUAAGGGCCCCGAUCUUCUUUCGUUCUGCUGUUUCACUGUGACUACUGACAUCCCAGAGCCAGGUGAAUGGAAUAAAUAAAAAGCAUUUCAAUAGGAGAAAGAAAAGGCAUUUUGCUGAUGUCAUUAGGUGAAUGAUUCCUUAAUGAAUGGGUAUAUAUGAGCCAAAAAAUGUGUUGUCAAAAUUUUAAAUUAUCUUUUUUUAAGACUAGACAUUAAUAAAACCCCUUGAUAAAAAUGGCAAUAAAGAAUCCUUGUUGACUAAAUAAUCAUCCUAAGAUGGAGUUCAAGUUUUCACAAUUAUUUCCAACAGAACAAUGCAAGCUAAUGACAACAUAACUGACUUUCAAUUAUAAUACAAUUUCAAUUAUGAUUAGCAUACUUCCAAGAUUUUCUUUCCCAAAUGGAGAGCCUAGGUAAAGUAACAAAAGAUUUAUUCAUUAAGCAAAGAAGAAAAUCCUUCAUUUUUUGACAAGCAAAAAUAAGUAAAGCAUAAAUUGCUGUUCACACUGGAUAAGACCAUGUUUAACAGUAAGAAUGUAUAUAGUGUUAUAUAGGUAUUGAGU
Messenger RNA from Lagenorhynchus albirostris (white-beaked dolphin), 4626 nucleotides. RefSeq names its product cleavage stimulation factor subunit 2 (gene CSTF2). Gene Ontology annotation, molecular function: mRNA binding. Gene Ontology annotation, biological process: mRNA 3'-end processing. The transcript is spliced from 16 exons. Gene Ontology annotation, cellular component: mRNA cleavage and polyadenylation specificity factor complex. Bases 58 to 1917 code for a protein of 619 amino acids. The record is from RefSeq and is a predicted model, not a curated record. NCBI's taxonomy places the organism in Eukaryota, Metazoa, Chordata, Mammalia, Artiodactyla, Delphinidae.